This is a messenger RNA of Salarias fasciatus (jewelled blenny), 8391 nucleotides long. It is a transcript of the gene mecp2, whose product is annotated as methyl CpG binding protein 2. The transcript is spliced from 6 exons. Lineage: Eukaryota; Metazoa; Chordata; Actinopteri; Blenniiformes; Blenniidae. Gene Ontology annotation, cellular component: heterochromatin; nucleus. Bases 1 to 3582 code for a protein of 1193 amino acids. Gene Ontology annotation, biological process: negative regulation of transcription by RNA polymerase II. Gene Ontology annotation, molecular function: double-stranded methylated DNA binding; methyl-CpG binding; chromatin binding. The record is from RefSeq and is a predicted model, not a curated record.
AUGGCCGCCGUGGAGAGCGGAGAGGAGAGACUGGAGGAGGGGCAAGAGAGUGAAGAGGGACCAGCUGAGCCCCCGCCCCUCGCCAAAGACAGAGACCGGUCCCAGAGCAAGACCAAGAAAGGCCGCAAGGAGCGACGGCAUGCCGACCGGGAGGCGGAGCCAGCAGCACCUGCUUCACCUCCACCGCCUCUACCAACAGCCAGGCAGCCAGCACAGAUGGGGGCGGAGCCACAAAGCUUGGAGGAGGAGGCAUCAGAACCGGUGCCGGGCCCCUCAGAUGCUGGGUCGGAGUCUGCAGGAUCUCCCAGGCAACGUCGCUCCAUCAUCCGUGACCGCGGACCGCUGUACGACGACCCAACGCUGCCUGAAGGAUGGACACGCAAACUGAAGCAGCGCAAGUCCGGGCGAUCCGCGGGGAAGUUCGAUGUCUACCUGAUCAACUCGGAGGGAAAGGCAUUUCGUUCCAAAGUGGAACUUAUUGCCUACUUUCAAAAGGUCGGUGACACGACCACAGACCCCAAUGACUUCGAUUUCACUGUCACUGGACGGGGAAGCCCCUCCCGUCGGGAGAAACGCCCGCCCAAGAAACCAAAGGUGGUAAAGCCAUCAGGGCGGGGUCGUGGUCGUCCAAAAGGCAGUGGGAAGAUGCGACAAGCUACAGAGGGCGUUGCCAUGAAGCGAGUGGUCGAGAAGACCCCGGGCAAACUGCUCGUCAAGAUGCCUUUUGGCAAGGGAGAGUCCUCCAGUGGCCCCACCUCCACCACCUCAAAGGUGGCGUCUCCUGCUUCGCCGCCGAAGGCCCGUCCUGGUCGAAAACGGAAGUCAGAGCAGGAACUUCCGCCCCCGCCACAAACCGCCCCCAAGAAGCGGGGCAGGAAACCGGCUUCGGCCUCAGCAGCGUCUCCUGCUGCUGCAGUUCCCGCCUCUUCUGCGUCAGCCUCCAGUAGCUCUGCGGCUGGGAGUUAUGCUGCGGCCGCCAUCUUGGCCGCUGAGGCCAAACGGAAGGCGGCCAGGGAGUCUUCCACCAAACCUGUCGUCCAGGAAACGGCUCUGCCAAUCAAAAAGCGUAAAACCAGAGAGACCGUGGAGGAGAGGGAGAGCGUUCAGACUCCAGCAGCUCCAACACCCGAGACUGGAAGGAGGGCGGCCACAGAGGAGGUGGAGGAGGAGGGGACUGUGACCUCUGACCCUCAGCCUGCCCCUUCUGGUCAGAGCCAGUCACAACCGCAGAGCCAACCGUCUGCUUCGGAUGAUGGCCAGUCGCACGGACACAAACCCCAUAAAGGACGGAAGCACAAAGAGAAGUCCGGAGCAGCAGCAGGAGAAGGCGAAGAGCAUGGGGGUGAUAAGGGCGGAGAACAUGGGGGUGAAAGGGGCGGAGAACAUGGGGGUGAUAAGGGCGGAGAGCAUGGGGGUGAAAGGGGCGGAGAGGCAGCAGGGGGUGGGAGGAGCGGCGGUAGCAGCAGCAGUAGCAUUAGCUCAUCCAAAAGCCACAAAAGGAAGGAGCGGCCGCCUCAUAAGCACCACCACCACCACCACCACCACCACCACCACCACCACCAUCGCCAUCAACAGGCCUCUGCUUCCACGUUAGAACAGGCUCCGCCUCCUGUUCCAGUGCCGUCUCCUCCCCCUCCCCCUCCCCCUCCAGUGGUCUCCUCUGCACAGUCCAGAAGUGAAGCUGAACCUCAGACUGGUCCUCAGCCCGUCCCCCAACAGUCACAGCCCCUCCAGCAAGCCUCUCCCAGACCACAGUCUAGGUCUGCAUCUCACUCUGGAACUGAAUCUCAGCACCCCGCCCCCCAACCGCGUCACCAGACCCCCUCUCAGACCCAGCUUCCUAGUCAAUCCCAAACGCAGAGUCAGCACUCGGCAUCACAGUCCCCUCCCGCCAAACAUACUGUUCCGCAAACACAGCUAGCUCCGCCCCACGCCCCCGGACAGCCCGCCCAGCACCGAGCCCAGCACCAGGCCCAGCAUGCUCCAGCUCACUCACACGUGCCUCAGCCCCCGUCCAGCCGGCCCCAACAUCACCCCCCCCCAACACGGCAUCCACACCCACCCGCCCAGCCCCCUGCAGCACUCCAACCUCACGGUCAGCCACGAAGUCUGUCUCAGUCCCAGUCUCCGCUGCAGCCUCCACACCAACACCAGACCCGGGCCCCAGCUCGCCAGUCCCCGUCCAGAUCCUCACCCCAACCUCAGCCCCACUCACAGCCGAGAGGUACUGCCCAAGGGCAGGCUCACUCCCAGUCCAGAACCCCAACCCAAAGCCAGCUCCAAACCCAAUCCAGAACACCAACCCAGAGUGAGCCUCAACCCCAAUCCAGAACACCAACCCAGAGUCAGCCUCAACCCCAAUCCAGAACACCAACCCAGAGUCAGCCUCAACCCCAAUCCAGAACCUCAACCCAAAACCAACCCCAACCCAGAACCCCAACCCAAAGUCAGCCCCAGCCCCAAUCCAGAACCCCAACCCAAAGUCAGCCCCAGCCCCAAUCCAGAACCCCAACCCAAAGCCAGCCCCAGCCCCAAUCCAGAACCUCAACCCAAAGCCAGCCCCAACCCCAAUUCAGAACCCCAACCCAAAGCCAGCCUCAACCCCAACCCAGAACCCCAACCCAAAGCCAGCCUCAACCCCAACCCAGAACCCCAACCCAAAGCCAAUCUCAAAUUCAGUCCAGAACCCCAACCCAAAGUCAGUCUCAACCCCAACCCAGAACCCCAGCCCAAACUCCGCCUCAGCCACAGUCGCGCAACGCAGGACAGCCCCAGCUUCAUCUCCAGUCUCGAACCCCCGUCCAACCCCUCGCUCCACCCCAGUCUCGGAACCCAGCCCAAGCGCACCCACAGCCCCAUUCUAGGACCCUAGCUCAGCCUCAGCCACGGUCCCAAAGUCCGGUCCAACCUCAACCUCUGCUGCUACCAAGACAUCAAGUGCAGCCUCAGACACGGCACUUACCGCAACAAGAUGUUCAGACUCAGUAUAGACCACAGCCCAAGCAGUCUGACCCCCAGCCAAGGUCGCCUCCGUCCCAGUCCCAGCCUCAGUCCCAGUCCCAGUCCCAGUCCCAAGCACAGCCACACUUUCAGCGGAUUCAGACGCAGUCCCACUCUCAGCUGCCCAGGCCACAUGUCCAGCACCUCUCCUCCCACCGACCAUCUUCCAGCCUGUCCAGGACCAACCUCCUGCCGGCUCAGCAGAACCAGACUGAACAGCCCCAGGAUCUGAGCACUCCGCGGCCCGGCCGAGGGGGCCCGCUCCCAAACCGGGACCUCAGCACAGAAGGCAUCAGGGCCGAGGGCAGAGGGGAGGCGGCCUCGUCUUCGGCAAGUCGAGAAGUUUCAGGCGGGGACAGAGGCUCGAACAGCAACUCGAGGCCCCCCAGCUCCGUACCUCCCGGACCUCCCGGAGGAGGGGCCGGAGCCGGGACCGGGACCGGGGCCAGGCUCCGGGCAGAGCCGGAGGCGGCGGGUGAUGGCAGAGAGCUCAGAGACAUCGUCCCCCAGUCUGCUGUCCCCUGUCCCAGCCGGGAGGAGACCGUAGAGUCACGGACUGCCGUCAGCGAGAGGGUCAGCUGAUGGACGGGACGGACUGGCUGGUAGCCUUAUGGACCGGGUCGGCACCGGGGGGGCCAGAUGGUUUUACACCGCUUUCAGACAGAAGCUUCUGAAUCUGUCUGGAGACUCUGUAAAGGGACGACCCUGAGGAUGACCCCGAGGACGACCCCGAGGACGACCCCUGGCGCUGAGGGUCGGUCGCAGAAGGAAUAGUGUCUUUUUUUUUUAGGAAAACAAGCGAAAAGGAGAAAACGAUUAAAAAAAAGUGUGAGUGUGUAUAUAAUCAAACGGCAGCUGUGUCCCGCUGGUCUCCGUGGGAAGGAGGCAGGAGUUCCGAACUCAAGUCGACGCGUAACGACAUUACUCUGAACAAAACGUUGCUUCCGGAAUAUAACCAGUUUUUCUCCUUCAUUUUGUAUUUUACUAGUUUAUUGUUUGGUCUCUGUUCUCCAGCUUUAAAUAUGACUUGGUGGCAGCCGCUCACUCGCUCGCCGCCGGUGGGACGUCCUGUUCUCCGGCCUGGAGGUCCUGAGGGCGAGGAGCGGCAGGCGGAGAGCCGGGUGGUCCGGAAUGUUCUCCAUCCUCUUCCUCACGGCGUCCCGCCCCCAGUGGACAGUCCUCUCAAUAUUUAUACGGACAUCCUGAUUUCCAGCAGCCUUGAGUCCGGCCGAGUCAUUUUGAGUCUAGUUUUAAAUAUCUGAACGACAAGAGGACUUCCUGCUUCCUGUUAGAACCACGGAACCGCUCACCUGGCAAGAGAACCGCCUCCUCAGCUCCUGGCGGAACAGUAAGGCGUUCUCCCAGGAUUCUUCCACACUGGUCUUCAUUCAUUCGUUGUUUUGUUUUUGUUUUGUUGUGGUAGUCUUUUGUUUUUCAGUGGAAGCACUUCCUGUCCAGCCGAACCACUUCGCCUGUAGCUUCAUUUGAGUUUUAGUCUUAAAGACGGAGUGGAGCUGGACUCAUUCUCACUGUCUUCAUGUUGAAUGUCUGGAACAGUCUGCACUCCUACAGUUGAUACAGUCGGCCGCCUGCAUGUCGCUCGGACACUCCGCUGGCCUCCGCCCAUGGCGGCGUGGCGGGUGGAGCCGGGGUCCGGUUCGGCUUCGCGCCGGCGUGGAGAACCUGCAGGACCGGCGUGAAGCCGCGAGACCGUCCUGAGAGACUCCAGGAGUCUUCGGGGAGAUGACGAGGUGAACCGGUUCCAAAGUGUUUCCAACACUUGGCCCCGCCUCCGUCGGGUGGUGGUCCGGCGCUGGGGGUCCGGCGCUGGGGGUCCACUGCCCUCCAGCCCGGGUUUCGGAUCUAGAAGCGUCCGCAGUUUGCGUUUCCACUCGCGUCGUAACCACAACCGCUCGGCAUGAAUUUCAUCUUGGGGAAGAUUUUGAAAUUCACCAGGGGCCAAAUCUGGUUGCGGGGGGGUCCGCCGGCCGUGUCGGCCCGGUCCGGUACUCAGUUGUGCAAAAUGCGCCUCGUGUUCAAAACCGGCACCAGGAUGUUCCGAUCAGCAGUCCUGGUUCCUGUUUAGAACAAGCGACCAGCAGGCCGACAUGUCAGCGGUCUGGAAGCUCAGCUCCAUGAUCCAGACCUGGAUUAUCCAGUCCCUCCGUGAUACGGUCCUGGAUUAUCCAGUACCUUGGUGGGUGGCCCAGACCUGGAUUAUCCGGUACCUCGGGAAUCUGGACCUGGGUUAUCUGGUACCUCGGUAAUCCAGAUCUGGAUUAUCUAGUACUUUGGUGGAUGAUCCGGAUCUGGAUUAUCCCGUUCCAGGUUUUAUUCUGGAGGUGUUAUCAGUGCUGUGAAAUCCUGGUUUGCUCCAGGACCAGUCUUUAGAGACACGCAGGAUGGCGGAUGAAAAGAAAAACUGACGGAGGUGAAGAAGAUACGUUUUCUUGAUUCUUUUUUCUAUUCUGUUUUCACAACGUAGCAAUAAGAGCGUCGGAUCGGACUCGAUGGAAAUGUGAAGCUCGGGUUUAUCGGGGGCCAAGCGGUCUGAUCGGGACUUGAACGUGCAAAUCUAGCAAACAGUGCAACGAUCUGACCGAGAACCGAGUGGGUCCCGACUGAGAUCCCGUCCUCAGUGCUGAGCGCUUGUCUUCUCCAGGAUGAAGUUCAUGAUGAAGGGAACGUCCGACGCCCCGAAAGAUCCGGAACCCUCUCAGAUAGUCCGUCGACAUGCUGAGGAGAGCGGUGGUCCGGGGAGCCGGCGUGGCACAGGUUUCAGAGAACCCUCAGCCAGAGGAGGAUCCCGGGUUCCUCUCGGACCUCCUGACCGCUCAGCCGAACGCUCCGGCUGUUCGACAGUUUGUUUCCAUGACAACAGGCGGAGCCGCGGCAAACCCAAGUUUUUAAAAACGCUGCGACUCCAGAGAGGUGAGGGAAAUGGAUUCUGCUCAUGAGCACUGCGGUGGCAGUGAACCGUUGUGCUCAUGAGCAGGGAGGAAGGCAGCAGCUCGCCGGUCGCAGCACACCUCCAGUUUGGUCUUUCCCCCCGCCGGGUUCCCUGCUGGGGUUAUUUCAGUGGAGGAGGAACGGUGUGGAACCCCGGUUCCAGCAGACCGGUGAGCUGGAGGACCAGGACCGUCUCGGCGGACUGGAGGAGGUUUGACAGGAACUGGAAUCUUUCAGACGGCUGCAGGUGUUCGGACUGAACGUGUCCCGGUCCUUCUGCUGGACGGGUCCUUGAAGCGUCUUCCCCGUGGAACCCGCCGUUCCUCUGCCCGACUCGACCUUUAGGGCGCUCACGUUCCAGGUCCCAGACUUCAGGGUUUCUCUGAUCAGACUCCCCCGAGGCAGGAAGGUCUUCACGCCCGACCGAAGCGGAACCGGAACGCCACGCCGGAUGGGAGCGGAACCGGGACGCCAUGCCGGCGGCAGCUCCUCAGAACAAAGCAGUGUACCCCAUGUUCAGAGCCAUGCUGCACCUGAAUUGAGGAACUCGUAAAGAACUGUGUUGGCCCUGAACCUGAACCUGAACCAGGUCAGUCUCAUUUCAGUGGACCUCAGUCUGAAGUGGAACAGAACAGAAGGCCCGUCCGGGUUCUGUGUAUGACCUACAACAUCCACCAGAGGGCACAGCUGAGAUGUGACGUGCCGGUCACUGACGGAAAAGAAACUUCAAGUGAAAAUGCAACACUUUUGAAAACUUAUGUAAACAGACGAAAACUACAUUUUCUGGAAACUGUCAGGCUGAAGGUGGAAGCGUUGGUCCUGGUCCUGGUCCUGGUCCAUGUUCUCCAGGACUUGGUGGUCUUAGAGAUGACAGUCACCUCAUUAACGGUUGAUAUUGGUCUCCUGUCCAUGUGGAGUCUGUGUUCUCAGGGUUCUCCAACGUUUCCAUCGUUUCCAGAACAUGUUGCCAUGGAAACGAGGCGGUGGAGAGAAGAAGAAGAGCUGGACGGUUAGUGAGGCUGAGGUGGAGAACUCCACCCAGGUGGAUGAGGCUGCUCCGCGCCUCAGGGUGUGGCAGGAAGUGACACGGGAAGCCUCAAGCCCACGCCUGGGCAGAGCUUCAUGCGCUGGGCGGAGCUUCACAUGAUGGGUGGAGCUUCACAUGAUGGGCGGAGCGUCACACGAUGGGUGGAGCUUCACUCGCUGAGCGCUGACGUAGCUGGGCGGAUCGUACUGGAGAUCAGUUCCCAGUUGGGUACCCCGGGCAGUCUGGGCCCCGGUGCUGGUCUUGCUGGAACCUGGAGGUUUACUAACCUCACCUGGAGCAAAGCACCUGUUUUUAUUUCAGUGAGAACAGGAGAGGAGUGAUUGGUCCAGAGACCCUGAACCCCUGAACCAGGAGGCCCAAUGAGGCGGUGCUGCCCCCUGCUGCUCAGACACAAGAACAGCUGUCACCAUGUUACUGCUCUCAUCUCCAUGGAGACGAAGAGGAGGAGCUGAGCCGGGAGCCUCCACCAGGACCUCCACCAGACCUCCAUCAGACCUCCACCAGGACCUCCAUCAGACCUCCACCAGGACCUCCACCAGGACCUCCACCAGACCUCCAUCAGACCUCCACCAGGACCUCCAUCAGGCCUCCACCAGGACCUCCACCCACAGACCCGGGUUCCCUGACGCGGGGCUGGAAGCAUUGGUGUGGGAGGAGGAGGGAACAGAGAACGUCCUGUUUGAUUCGUUCUGAUUUGAAGUUCUGGACAGAACCUGAUCUGAGAACUGCCGCCUGUUCUCCAGUUUCUGGUUUUCUGCACUCUGCACCCAGUUCUGGACCCGGUUCUCUAGGCUGGACUCAGAGGUUCAGGUCUGGUUCUCAGCAGCAUCCAGUGAAAAUGUGGAACUCUUGUUGUGUUUUGGGUGUUUGAAACAAACAGUCCGUCUCCAUGGAAACGGGCCAAAACAGAAACAGUCUGUCUCCAUGGAAACGGGCCAAAACACAACAAUCUGACCAAACACUCCUGUGCCUGGUCCCGGUCCUAGUCCUGAGCCUCCUCUUGUUCCAACUUAUGGUUCUGGUGCCAGUCCCGGUCUUCUUCCCGGUCCUAGUCCCAGUCCUGGUCCUGGUCCUGGUCCUGUGCUCUCAGGACACACGCCUCAUGGCUCAACAUGCUACCUCUGUCAUUGUCAGUGUUUCUGUUGUUGCCGUGGAAACAGGAAACUUUUCGAAACAGAAAUUCAAAAGCGUUGUGUUUUCACUGGACUGGUUGUGAUGGAAACAAGACCUAAAUGUCAAGUCCUCAUUGGCUGGGCCACGAGCAAGAGUGUCACUUGCUCCUCCUGCUGCAUCUGUCUUCCUGAUCCUCAUGCUUCACCUGGUGGUUCACCUGGUGGUGGUUCACCUGGUGGUUCACCUGGUGGUUCACCUGGUGGUGGUUCACCUGGUGGUUC